Molecule: messenger RNA, 753 nt
Organism: Acaulospora colombiana
Lineage: Eukaryota; Fungi; Glomeromycota; Glomeromycetes; Diversisporales; Acaulosporaceae
Source: the annotation of a GenBank genome assembly
GCUGUUUAUACUAUCCUGUCACUCAUCACCAGAGAAGAAAGAACAUUGAACAUGACAUUGCGUAUUCUAAGUGCUAAGGAUGUUGAGACGUUGAUUGCGACGAUCAGCCUGGAUGAGCUUGUCGGCCAAACAGCGCGGCUGUUUCACUCAGCGUCCAAUCUUUUGGGAUCCCAGCUGAUCCAAUGCCCACCACGAACGACGGUCGAGAUGCCUGGAUGGACCAUGUUAACCAUGCCCGCAUAUGUCGCUGGCCAGGGCAUGAGCGUGAAACUAGUGGGCGUGCCUCAAGCGAAUAACGGUCCAUACCGCGAUCUUUUCGGUCAGUUCACUUUACUCACGAAGCUCAAGAACCCAGCGCUAGUGGACGACGGAGACGACUCGAAGAGCCAAAAGGCAGGGCUGCCGGCAACGACAAUUGUCGUCGAGGAAAGGAGUGGGAAUGUAAAGAGCAUCAUCAAUGCACGCCAUCUGACAGCGCUGAGAACAGCAGCGGGUUCGCUGCUAGCCACCGAGCUGCUGCUGUUGGGAGCUUCCUCUUCGUCGCACACAGCUGCGCCACACGAAGCUGAUGGAGGAGAAAGAACCCGACCCAAGACUCUGGUUCUCGCGAUUUCCGACCAUUCAGUGCUGUCACAUCAUCAACCGAAGAAAGAACGAGAGAGGGAGGCAGCUCUGGGGGCGAUUGAUGGACCGAUAUGGACAGACGAAGAAGAUCACACUCAGCGGACUUCGUUCCCAAUCUUCCAUCGAUGA